This is a messenger RNA of Seriola aureovittata, 5255 nucleotides long. RefSeq names its product serine/threonine-protein kinase 4-like. The record is from RefSeq and is a predicted model, not a curated record. Gene Ontology annotation, molecular function: protein serine/threonine kinase activity; ATP binding. The coding region runs from base 303 to 1793 and encodes 496 amino acids. The transcript is spliced from 11 exons. NCBI's taxonomy places the organism in Eukaryota, Metazoa, Chordata, Actinopteri, Carangiformes, Carangidae. Gene Ontology annotation, biological process: regulation of MAPK cascade; intracellular signal transduction; protein phosphorylation. Gene Ontology annotation, cellular component: cytoplasm.
CUGGAUGUCACGGCAGUUUUGCCGAGCGGUUUGUCAAACAAGUGUAAAGUUGUCCAGGAUGAACCCGGCGGCCAGGACACGGCAGCUGGGUGAAGUUUGUUCGCUGCUCGAGCCUCGUUUCUCUGAAUGAUGAACAGUGGAGCUGUUUUUUCCGCCGCACUGACUGAACGGGCUAACGGCUGCUAGCUGCUGCUAGCGUUAGCAGACGGCGUCAACCGUCGCUUUGAAUCGUUGACAAACUCGGUCAAGUUUGAGCACAGGCGACUGAAAAGGAGGCGGCGAACACACGGGAGGAGGACAGCAUGGAGAACAAGGACAAGGUCCAGAUGAGGAAUCACCCGCGAAGACAGCUGAAGAAGCUGAGCGAGGACAGUCUCACCAAGCAGCCGGAGGAAGUGUUUGACGUCCUGGAGAAGCUGGGUGAAGGGUCGUACGGCUGUGUGUUUAAAGCCAAUUACAAGGAGACGGGGGAGAUCGUAGCCAUCAAACAGGUUCCCGUGGAGUCGGAUCUUCAGGAGAUCAUAAAGGAAAUAUCCAUCAUGCAGCAGUGUAACAGUCCUCAUGUGGUGCGGUACUAUGGCAGCUACUUCAAGAACAGUGACCUGUGGAUCGUCAUGGAAUAUUGUGGAGCCGGAUCAGUGUCUGAUAUCAUCAGGAUACGCAACAAGACGCUGACAGAAGAAGAGAUCGCCUCCAUCCUGCAGUCGACUGUGAAGGGUCUGGAGUAUCUUCACUUCAUGAGGAAGAUCCACAGAGACAUCAAAGCAGGAAACAUCCUGCUGAACACGGAGGGUCAGGCCAAGCUGGCCGACUUUGGAGUUGCUGGACAACUAACAGACACGAUGGCGAAGAGGAACACAGUCAUCGGCACGCCGUUCUGGAUGGCUCCAGAGGUCAUACAGGAGAUCGGCUACAACUGUGUGGCCGACAUCUGGUCUCUUGGAAUAACAGCUAUAGAGAUGGCUGAGGGGAAGCCGCCCUACGCUGACAUUCACCCAAUGAGGGCCAUCUUCAUGAUUCCCACCAACCCUCCUCCCACGUUUCGGAACCCAAACCUGUGGUCGUCGGCGUUUCAAGACUUUGUCAAACAGUGUUUGGUGAAAAACCCGGAGAACAGGGCGACGGCCACGAAGCUGUUACAGCAUCCAUUUAUCAAGUCAGCCAAGCAGAGCGCCGUCCUCCAAGCCCUGAUCACAGACGCCAUGGAGAUCAAACUGAAGAAACAAGAGGAGGCGGAGCAGAGGGAGCAGGAUGCGGAGGAUGAUGACAACUCGGACGACGAUGACGUCGACCACGGGACAAUGGUGCGGGCGGGGACCGGAGACUCGGGGACCAUCCGGGCUGCUGGUUCAGCAGGUUCGCCUAGCGGUACGACACGGACUAUGAUCGAACACGAGGACACGGGAACCAUGCAGUUGCAGCUGGGCACCAUGGUGAUCAACUCUGACGAUGAGGACGAGGAAGUGGACGGGACCAUGAAAAGGAGAGACGAGACGAUGCAGCCGGCGAAGCCGUCCUUCCUCGAGUACUUUGAGCAGAAAGAGAAGGAGGCGAACAGCCACAACGACGGAGGAGGAAGAGGAGAAAACAACGCAGACAACCGCAAACUGCCUGGAGAAGGAGAUCUGGAAGUGGUAAGCUCGUGGUCGGUGGAGGAGCUGCGGCUGAGACUCGCAUCUCUGGACCCUCAGAUGGAGCAGGAGAUCGAGGAGAUCCGUCAGCGCUACCAGGCCAAGAGGCAGCCCAUCAUGGACGCCAUCGAGGCCAAGAAACGGCGGCAGCAGAACUUCUGAGGAGAACCAGCUGAUCUCCUCGCAGACGCCGCUGGAUGAUUGAUCUCCUCACCAGCAGCUGCUCAGACGGCGCUGAGGUUUCCUGCUCAGGAGAUGAUGCAGCUGGAUGUGACGUCUGAUUUAGAAGAACCUGAUGAUCAUGGAGCCGCUGAGUUUGUUAAACUGAGACUUGAUGUCAGAAGAACGUCCAAAGAGCCGAGACACAGAAAUCACUGACGUUUGAUUUGAGGUUCCCUCUGUUCGGCCCGUUUGAGAAGAUCUUUGAGAACUUGUUUUGUGUGUUUUGUGACUCAUCAUCAUCAUCAUCAUCAUCAUCAUCAGAUCUGGAUUUCUUUCUGUUUUUUUCUUUCUGUUUUUUUUUAUAGUACACUGUCGUCUUCAGCCGCAGUGAUGAUUGUUGAUCAUGUGGUACAGGAUCGUGUGAACAGCUGACUCUUCAGCUUAGGUACGCCUCAUUGAUCCAUCAGCUGUUCUGUAGUAAACACUGAUGCUGCUGCUCAGUGUUUCCUCUCUGGAGAAAAGUAUCUCGUCUAGAAAUGAGUCGUUACCUGCUCCUCAACGUGUGUAAAAUAUUCUGAAGAUAAGAUUUUGUUCCAGCAGGUGAUUUCACCCUUUAUGUCACAACGUGUUAUUUUCUGAUCAAUCAAACACAGAUCAAUAACCUUUUUAAAAGCAUCUGUGAAUGAUGAAGUGAACGUGUGUGUUUGCUGACUGGUGAUCAGUUUCCUCGUCUAAACUUUCUCUGCUAAAGUUGCUCAUGAGAAACAUUUUCUUUAAUCUGGUACGUCUCUAGGUUUCUGUCUUUACUGGUGUGGCUGUUUUUAUUUUGUUUUUCCUAAAAAAGAAAGUGACACUUAGAUUUCUCUCAGUUCUGUGUCGUCACGCAGAAAACUGCACACUCAUCAGUAGAUCAGCUGUCGGUCGACUCAGUGGAUCCCAACAUGAGGCUCAAAAUAAAUCUGUUCUGGUCACACGUCCAUGUAGCGUUUAUAAUCACUAUAGGAACAUGUAAUAAAUGGUUUAUAACAGAGUAAUAAUGUAGUUUAAACAGAUUUUUAACUGUUUGUAUUUGUUUAACAGCAGCCUUCAGUUGUGUGUGUCCACAGGAGGAGUUACAGUUGUUACUAAUAAACAUGUAGAGCUGCAUAUUGCACAUUAUAGUGUGUUAUAAACCAUUUAUUACAUGUCUAUACGCUGCCUGUAAAUACUCACUACAGGGAGCUGGAAUUAAAGUAAAGAUGUUCUUGUUGGUUAAAAAUAUAAUCACUCUGCUUGACUGAUGAUGGUUGGCACGGCGACGCUACUUCAUCUAAUGGGAUCCACUGACCUGAUGUUCAAGCUGUAUUUAAUUGUCUAAAGCCGAAGUUUUAAUUUACUGAUUGUUGAGAAAGUGAACGCACCAGAAUGUUUGGAAGGGAAGGAAGUUUAAUCUUCUCUUUGUGAAGCCACCAGUGUCCUUCCCUUUUUAAUUAGGGUUUUUAUUUCAGUGUCCUGCGUCUCUUUUUUCUCCUACGUAAGCAGGAAAAAAAAAAUGUAUGGAACAGAUUCAACAAAGCUUUUAUUUCCUGGAUUGAUCAGUAUGAUCUGGCACAGUAAACUCAGAGAGAUUGAGUCCCAGAUAAGAGCCAAGGAGCCGCAGACUCGGAGCUGGAGUCGACCCAGGUCUGAUUCACCCCCGCUUCUAACAUUCCUCUGAGCCACCCGCUCCUGUCGAUGGACAUCCAGCACAAAAUACAACAAGGGACCAUUUAUAUUUUUAUACACAGCUUUAGUGUUUACACAGUCCGAUAGGAGUCAGAAUAAAAAGCAGCUACUCAGGUCAUAAAGCUCCUCAGGGGUGUAAAAUAAUGACUGUAGAUAGUUUAGAGAUCUUCACACACAGAGUUACGUCUGUAAAUAUGAACAACACUGGGCUGUAUCUGUAUAUAGUGAUUCAUUUGAUGAGUUGAAAGGUUCGAUUUAAAAACAGAGAGACUUCUCAGUAAAUGAUUGUUUUAAAUAUUAAGCAGCGUCGCAUGUUUUUGGAGAGAAACCUCCUUCAGCUGGAGGUAAAGUCCAGACCUGAUGACGGAGUGCUGCAGGAUGCUGAUGCUCUCCAUGUUCCUCUCUAAGAUAAUGACUUAUGAGCACAAGCAAAGCACAAGGGAUUUUUUUUAUUUCUGCCUUAUCUUGUCAACUUUGUUUGCAACUGCUGUUUUUCGUUGGUCAGUGAUCUAAAUAUCUAAAUAUAGAAACUGUUUGGAAAAAGGGAAAAAAAAGAAAAUAAUGGAGCUUGUUAGUUAUUAAAUCUGAUGCAUGAGCUGUUUGGUGCUGGAAGUGAAGUGAAGCUACUCUGCAUCAGGAAUUCAGUCGUAAUCACUGGAGAACAGAGACAUGAACCUGAACCACUGUUUGUUUCCUGCCUUAGUCACAGAAUUGACUUUGUGAUGCUGUUGGUGAUUGUCUGAACUUUAAACAUGUUGUUGUUGUUGUUGUUGUGUACAAACUGAUGACGAAUGAGGUCAAAACAAAACUUAAUGUUCACUUUACACCGGCAGCACGAAGCUCCUCACACAAGAAUUAUUACUGAUCCACUGCUUUAUUUUAAUUAGCAGUGACGUUUGAGCUUCAUUUAAACUCGUGGUUUUCUGCUAAAAAUGAUUGUUUCUUCAAUAAGACACAUCAGGAAUUAAACUGAUGGUGCUGUGAUUUAAUUUAUUUACUGUCUGCAGGUAAUAGAUGAUAUUUCAGCAGCACAACCAGCUCAUAAGAUUCUGUUUUAUUUAAUGAGGGAAUCAGUUACAAUGUGUGAAUCCUACUGAAACACAUGCAGUGUCUGGAUUCAUCAUAUCUCAAGUGUUACCACUGUUCAGGCUGCUCCAGUGUUUAAUUUAUUCAUUUCCAUAGUCCGUCUACAGCAGCUCAAAUAUCAGGGUUUUUAUUUUCUAAUAUCCUUUUUCCUUGUGACACUUUCAGGCGUGUUCAUGUUUUUAUGUGUGUGCUCUAGUGUCAGCUCAGUUUUCAAGUAGGGAAAAAUAACUAACUAUGAAAUGUUCACCUGCAAAAGUGAACAAAUAAAAGAAAAAUAACUCAUCAGCAGCUGGUAGAGACACGGAGUAAAGACACCGAUUUACAAUAAACACCUGAUUUUAGGACAAAUCACGGGUGAGUGAGGAGCCACACUGACUGACCUGAAAGUGUUUUGAGUUUUGAGAAUUCAGACGUUUUCACUGCCUCGUUUCUCGGCCUCUUUUAUGUGCAAAAUUUUUGUUUGUUUUUUUCAGGCAUGUGAGGAUCUGCUGUUAACUCGUCUGUUCUGGCUCUUUCUCGUGUUUUGCACUCGCCCUGUGUGAAGUAUAUCUGCCUUAAAGUAUGCAGUGGAAGUCAUACAUAUGUUUGAGAUCACUGAUGUUUGCUUUGAGUAUUUUAUUUUUGUUUGCUUGUCUAAUAAAGAAACAAAUAAUAAAGGAAACAUGAGAAACA